Messenger RNA from Aplysia californica (California sea hare), 3052 nucleotides. Its product is annotated as lysosomal Pro-X carboxypeptidase. NCBI's taxonomy places the organism in Eukaryota, Metazoa, Mollusca, Gastropoda, Aplysiida, Aplysiidae. Gene Ontology annotation, molecular function: serine-type exopeptidase activity; dipeptidyl-peptidase activity. Gene Ontology annotation, biological process: regulation of blood vessel endothelial cell migration; proteolysis; negative regulation of systemic arterial blood pressure. The record is from RefSeq and is a predicted model, not a curated record.
CAGCAUAGUCUAUCCUCUGGUUAUGUAAGCUGUAAACAUAAUUGUGUGACAUAAAAGCCAAGUAACGAGCCUGAAUUUUUCGUUAUCAGCCAAAAGACAAAGAAAUUCCAUACAAUGGCGUCUGCUGCCGGUCUACUCUUCGUGUUGUGUUCUUUUGUGGCGUUGUUUGUGGUGGAGGUGGAGUGUUGGCGACCAGGAAAACCUAUCUCACCGAUAAGACAAGGUGUCAAGGCGCCCUUGCCUUCCGGAUACUCGUACCAAACGUUGUAUUAUGAUCAGCAGAUCGACCACUUUGGAUUUGCAAAUGAGAAAACCUUCAAACAGAAAUAUCUGUUUGCUGAUCAGUUCUGGAACAAGAAGGGACCCAUUUUUUUCUACACAGGAAAUGAAGGAACAAUCGAAUGGUUCUGUAAUAACACAGGCUUUUUGUGGGACAUUGCUCCUCAGUUCAAUGCUUUGCUUGUCUUUGCUGAGCACAGGUAUUAUGGGGAUUCCCUACCAUUUGGGAAAGAAUCCUACCAGAAUUCCUCCACGUUGAACUUUUUAACCUCUGAGCAAGCCUUGGCAGAUUUUGCCACUCUGAUCAGGUACCUAAAGGCGACUGUUCCUCAUGCCGCAGACAAGCCCGUUGUUGCCUUUGGAGGAUCCUAUGGAGGGAUGCUGGCGGCCUGGUUUCGUAUCAAGUACCCCAAUGUUGUUGUCGGGUCUCUAGCUGCAUCAGCCCCCAUCUGGGAGUUUACCGGGAUGAUCCCAUGCAGCUCAUUCUAUGACACGACAUCUCAGACGUGGUAUGAUGCAUCCAAGACAUGUGGAGACAAUCUACAUCGCUCGUAUGAAACAAUCAAGCAGGUUGCCGCGGAAGCUGGUGGUUAUGACUUUAUCACCGACACAUUUAAGCUGUGCACCCCUCUCAAGUCCAAAUAUGACCUUGGCCCCUUCAUGUCGAUGUUGGUGGAGACGUACACUGAUCUUGCCAUGGUCGACUACCCGUACCCGGCAUCCUUUAUGGCAGAACUGCCAGGCUGGCCAGUGGCGGAGGCCUGUAGCUACCUUUCACAGCCCCUGGAAGGAAAAGACCUGCUGCGUGGCCUGUCGCGCGUCACCAACAUGUACUUCAACUACACAGGAACCACUGACUGUGUACACUGGAACGGCAGUGGGGGUACACCCACCCUAGGCUAUGAGGGAUGGGACUAUCAGUCCUGUACGGAAAUGGUGAUGCCGAUGUGCAGUAAUGGUUCCGGAAUCAUCUACAACAUCGACUGGAACUUCCAGCAGGUCAGUGAUGCCUGUUACCGCAGGUACAAGACUCGGCCCCGGGAGAACUGGAUCUCACUGGAGUACUGGGCCAAAGAGCUGAAGGCUGCGUCCAACAUCAUCUUCAGCAAUGGAAUGUACGACCCAUGGUCCAGCGGGGGUGUGCUGCAGUCCAUCUCUGAGACGGUCGUGGCCAUUCAGAUCCCUCGAGGGGCCCAUCACCUGGAUCUGAGAGCCAAGAACCCCAAGGACACUCGAGAGGUCAUUGCUGCUCGUGAACAGGAAAUCAACAUCAUCAAGGGGUGGCUGGGACUUACACCGUAGUAGUUUCCAGGCUUUCGAUGAAUCAUUAAAGUCGUUUUUGUGAUUGAAUGUUUUUACUAAGGCGGGGAAUAGAUAAAAUAAGAACAAAACUUACCUUAGUGAAAUGAUUUUAGUUUUUUUAAACUAUACCCCUUGAGUUUGAUAUGUUCUCUAGUGCUGAUAUGAUCCAACAAAAGAUAACUGUUUGUGGUGUUGCUAAAUUUUGCCUAUCUUUUAAAUGCAAAUGUUAAACUUUGUCUUAAAUAUUGAUGGUAAUAGGAAGUCCUGGUAUAUAAACUUAAAAAAGGGUUUAACAAGGUUAUCUGAUUUUUGUGGGGUUUUAUUGGAGAUUAUUAUGCUUAAGUCUUUCCCUUAUUUUUUUAUAUCUUUAAUUUGUAUGAUGAUGCUAGCAGUUGCUAAAUGUACUUUAGCGAUGCAGUUUGAGUCAUGGGUAGUCUCCUGUGACUGCAGUGGAGUGUUUCAUUGUAUUAGUGUUAAAAUGCUCAAUGUUUCAUCUAUUUGGAUGAAACAAUGUCUUUAUGUUAUUGAGAAACAUAGUUAUAUACAUUCCAUUAACAUGUUCAUGUUUUGUCAAUGAAAGAAUGAUAUGCUGUGCCAUAGGUUUCACUGGUGAUGAUAGAGAAAAACUUCAACCCAUGUGCUGGAUGAAGAGUCUUGGGGAUGCCUAAACUAAAAGAUAUUUUUUUUGAUGACUUCAAUACUUCUUGGAACUCUGUCUGUCAGGCAGAGUGGAAUUUUAAAAAGAUUUUCAGUUUCAUCUCUGUAUUACACUGACUUAUGCAUUGAUAAGUAUUUUUAGUAUGAAAUAUUCUAAACCUUUAGAGAGUUAUGGAGCAUACACAUGGCUUGAAUAUAUUGCUUAUCAGUCCUUCAGAGAUCAGGGCAUGUCUCUUUGAGGGGCUUGUAGAGGGAAGAAUUGCAGUAAAUGACAUCUCAAUAUUGAUGCUUAGAGUUGAAAGUAUUUGAAUGCAUUCUAUCUGUGAAAGUUUCAAGGUUUUUUCUCAACUGAUGUGCCUAUUUUCUCAUUAGUGGAUUAAUAUGGAUUAACGAUAUGCGGUGGUCUUUGCCAAAAAAACUCUUUCCCUUAACUUUCAUUAAGUAAGUGGUUUUUGACUGGUUGACCUGACAUGUCUGAUUUCACAUUACCAAAGCGAGAGUCGAAUGUUUUUUUUUUUUUAUAAUGCUUAAAUUUGUUUAUGUCUCAGUAUCAGUGCUUUGCUGUAGCAGUUUUAAAAUAAUACAUUUUUUGCUAAUGUGCAAUUAUUUCAAGUUUUAUGUUGUAAUUUUUUUGUCGUUGUCUUUGUUUACCUUAGUACUUAAUAGAGACUUAAAUUGUCUUGUGGGGGAAACGAGCUGCUGGUGGAUAUCUGACAUUUUUUUGUUACUUUAAUUACCCGUGUUUUUAAAAAUGUUUUGUUGCUUAUACCUUCCAAAAUAUGGUGCCCUGAAAUAAACAGCAGUUCAAUUCAAA